Molecule: messenger RNA, 1990 nt
Organism: Triticum dicoccoides
Lineage: Eukaryota; Viridiplantae; Streptophyta; Magnoliopsida; Poales; Poaceae
Exons: 7
Coding region: 89-1591 (500 amino acids)
Biological process (GO): UDP biosynthetic process
Cellular component (GO): cytoplasm
Molecular function (GO): UMP kinase activity
Source: RefSeq, a predicted model, not a curated record
GCCAGUGAGCGGGGGUAACGUCGUCACCCUAACGCCGCCGCCGUGGCCGGGAGCGGAGCCCGCGGCGCAGCCCUAACGCCGCCACCCCAUGGCCUCCUGCGACGGCGACUUCGGCCUCCUCGGUGACGACGCCCACCCCGCUCCCCAGCCUUCCGCCCAGCCGGCCCCGCCGCAGCAGGCCCAGGGCUUCUGCUUCGUCGAAGCCUCGGCCGCGGGCUCCGGCGCCGGCCCCUUCGCGCCGGCCCGGGAGGAGGGCAACCACAGCUCCGACCGCGGGAAGGCGUCGCACCACACCAAGCGGCGGAGGGACCGCCCGGAGGAGUUCAGCGAUGGGGGCGAGUACUGCUCCUACAUCAGCGGCGGCAGCGGCGGGGGGAGGAAGGGCCGUGGCGGCGGCGUCUCGUCGGACUACCGGAAGGAUCGGGAGGAGUGGACGGACGGUGCCAUCAGCAGCCUCCUCGACGCAUACAUGGACCGGUUCGAGCAGCUCAACCGAGGGAAUCUCCGGGGGCGGGACUGGGAGGACGUCGCCGCUGCCGUGACCGACGGGCAAGGCAAGAGCAGCGGGGGCAAGAGCGUGGAGCAGUGUAAGAAUAAGAUCGACAACCUCAAGAAGCGGUACAAGGUAGAGUGCCAACGCAUCGCCGGCUCCGCCUCGGUCAGCCUCUGGCCCUGGUACAAGCAGAUGGAGCAGAUUAUGGGCAACUCCCCAUCGCCCGGCACCCCCAAGCCGCCGCCGGCCACCAACGACGAGAAGCCGCGGCAACAGCAGCAGCACAGCAACAAGAGGUACCCUUCUUCCGGCACUGGCCACGCUACCACCAUGGUUCCUUAUUCCAGAUCCACUCCUCUCUCGAAUCCGAAAUGGAAACGGGUACUUCUGAAGAUUGGGGGCACUGCAUUGGCUGGAGAAGCUCCUCAUAAUGUUGACCCUAAGGUGAUCAUGCUGAUUGCCAGAGAAGUUCAAGUGGCAUGCCGCCAUGGUGUUGAGGUGGCUAUUCUCAUGGGAGGUCGGAAUGUAUUCUGCGCUGACUCUUGGGUUGCUGCCACAGGCACCGAUAGAGCUUCAACACAUCCGAUUGGAAUGAUGGCAGCAGUGAUGAAUGCAGUAUUGCUCCAAGCGUCACUAGAAAAAAUAGGUGUGGAGACACGAGUCCAGACUGCACUGAUGAUGCAAGAGGUUGCAGAACCAUACAUAAGGCGGCGAGCUAUACGCCAUCUGGAAAAAGGAAGAGUUGUUAUCUUUGGUGGAACUGGUGCUGGUACAGGAAAUCCACUUUUUACAACAGAUACAGCUGCUGCACUGAGAGCUUCUGAAAUCAAUGCAGACGUUGUCCUUAAAGGUGUCAUUGGAGAUGAUGAAUAUGGUUGUCCUCCUAGGAGCAACGGCAGUGCACCAUUUGAGCACAUCUCAUUUAGGGAGUUGGCAGCAAGAGGAACCAGCAAAAUGGACAUGACAGCAAUUACAUGUUGUGAGGAGAACAAUAUUCCUGUUGUCAUCUUUAACAUGUUAGAGCCUGGUAACAUGUCCAGAGCUAUUUGUGGCGACCAAGUAGGUACGUUAGUUGACCAGUCAGGAAGGAUAACUUAAAUCACAAGGGCGAUUAGCUGUGUUGUAGCAUUGGGACAUUUGUAUUCUCUCACGGCAGUGUGCAUCUUCGUUGAUUGCAUGGAUCUUUGUGGAUGGGAGAGAGGGUAAUGUUCCUCGGAGAGAAGGCUCACACCUUGAUUUGCAUCGGGUGCUUGUUGCGUGACAUCUGUUGUAGCGGCUCUGCCAUGAGAAGUUGUUUGUUUGUAGUAUCUGUCUGUAAUGUGAUGGUUAGACUAGUUGAAGAGCCUUUGUAUAAAGUCAUAUUUAUGCCUGCGUAUGGCGUUAGGUCAGAUCAUCAGAAUGUUGUAUUGUGCUCUAGUAGUAACUUGUAGCGCUGUUGUUGAGCUGUAGUGUUGUACUGUAUUGGAGAAAGGCAUUUUUCUUCCUUACGUGCUCGAA